Messenger RNA from Malassezia pachydermatis, 1440 nucleotides. RefSeq names its product pre-mrna-processing protein 45. Gene Ontology annotation, cellular component: spliceosomal complex. Lineage: Eukaryota; Fungi; Basidiomycota; Malasseziomycetes; Malasseziales; Malasseziaceae. The coding region runs from base 1 to 1440 and encodes 479 amino acids. Gene Ontology annotation, biological process: mRNA splicing, via spliceosome. The record is from RefSeq and is a predicted model, not a curated record. The transcript has 3 exons.
AUGCUGAAUACAGGGAGAGCUCUCACCCUGCAUGUGGAUAAGGAUGGAAAGGCCCGCUAUGAUGCUAUCGUCAUGCAGGGCCGCCGUGAAGGCCAACACGUCCAAUCACAGUACAAAGAUCUAGUUCCUCUAUCUCAACGUGACGAUCUAAAAGAUCGUAAUCGUUCCAUUGAACGUCCCUCCGAGGAAGAAGUAUCGGAAACAGCCGACAGAACUCGCAAGGCGUUUGAAGAAAUUAUUCAUGGUAAAAUUAAAGCUGCUCAACCAAAGAAUGUUCCCAAAACAGCAGGCAGCACUAGCUAUUUGCGAUACACACCCGCCUCGCAGGGUGUCGAUGGAAAAAAGCAACGCAUCAUUAAAAUGACAGAAGUGGUGGAAGAUCCUCUUGAGCCACCCAAGCAUAAAUUCAAAAAAGUACCGAACGGCCCGCCUAGCCCACCACCACCUGUGCUUCGCAGUCCGCCUCGCAAAGUAACCGCCCAAGAACAAAAAGACUGGAUGAUCCCCCCUUGUAUUUCCAACUGGAAAAACAACAAAGGUUACACUAUUCCUCUAGAUAAACGACUGGCCGCCAGCGGUCGUGGAUUGCAAGAUGUCCAAGUGAACGACAAUUUCGCACAGUUCUCUGAAGCACUCAACUUGGCUGACCGUCAUGCACGUGAAGAAGUACGACAGCGCAACAUUAUGCAGCAAAAAAUUGCUUCGCAAGAAAAAGCUUCACGCGAAGAGAGUCUGCGCAUGUUAGCACAGCGUGCUCGCGAAGAACGCGCCGGUAUGUCCAGCUCAGGAAGCCGACUUGCAAGUAGUGGUGGUGACAUGCCUACCACUUUAGCUAAUUACGGAAGCAGUGAGAGCGAGGAUGAGGACGAUCCUGAGGUGGCUGCACGCAACCGUCUCCGUGAGGAGCGCCGUCGCGAACGUGAACGUGAACUGCGUAUGAGUAAUAUGGGCAAAGAGCAACGUGCGCGUGCGUUUGCGAAAGAGCAGAACCGUGAUAUUUCAGAAAAAGUUGCUCUUGGCUUGGCCAAGCCCACUCUAAGUAAGGAAUCAAUGACGGACGCGCGUCUAUUUAACCGAGAGUCAUUGUCAAAUACAUUUGGUAAUGACGAUUCUUACAAUGUAUAUGACAAGCCAUUAUUCCAGGGAUCAUCAGCGGCUGCUGCUAUUUAUAGUCGGCCGGGUAACGGUGGCGCUGACGAUAUGUUCGGUGGCGGCACGGAAAGUGGCAUCAAUGAAGAGCUUCAAAACGACAGAUUCGGUUUGGGGAAGAACAAGGGUUUCAGUGGUGCCCAAUCACAAGCGCCCCGCUCUGGACCAGUUCAGUUUGAGAAGGAUACCAAUGAUCCAUUUGCCAUUGAUCAGUUCCUGGACGAAGCCAAACGAGGAACCAAACGAAGCGGUGAAGAUUCAGAAGGGGAUGCGAAACGGACACGGGAGUAG